Molecule: messenger RNA, 342 nt
Organism: Penicillium macrosclerotiorum
Lineage: Eukaryota; Fungi; Ascomycota; Eurotiomycetes; Eurotiales; Aspergillaceae
Exons: 1
Coding region: 1-342 (113 amino acids)
Source: RefSeq, a predicted model, not a curated record
AUGGCAAUUGCCCCUGCAUCGUUGCUGGCAGUGGGGCCGACUUCGAUCCAGGAACCAACUGCAGCCCAACUCGGCAAGUCGGCGCAGCUUCAGCCCCCUCUUUCUCCGUUCUCCAGUCAAAGCAGCACUGGAGGGGGCAAGAGACAAGAGGGCAGAGUCACCGUCACAAUCACAAUCAAAGGCCGCCAAGGGCUGUCGAGUAAGGGGCCGAGGCUUGCAGAAACUGUCCUUCAACUUCCUCUCACCCCGUUACUCCAGAUGCCUCUGCGCCUUUAUGACGCCGAUGACGAUGUUGGCGGGAUUAUCCUCAUUAUCCGUGUCGAUGAUGGUUUGUUAUGUUGA